Varroa destructor (honeybee mite) is the source of this 3655-nucleotide messenger RNA. RefSeq lists its product as uncharacterized. NCBI's taxonomy places the organism in Eukaryota, Metazoa, Arthropoda, Arachnida, Mesostigmata, Varroidae. The record is from RefSeq and is a predicted model, not a curated record. Gene Ontology annotation, biological process: snRNA export from nucleus.
GACGCUCCUAUUGGCGCGGUUGAAAACUUGUUGUACGAAAUCGAACGCGGCAAACCUCAUCUUUCUUAAGAAAUCACCACUAUGUCCCCGUGUGUGACCUGUAGCAUUUGCUAUUUCUCUAGUUAGAUGGAGUUAGUCGCCGUUAGAAGUCGUCAAAUUACUGUUCGUGUGUAUAUGAUUUUAUCCUAGACUCCGACGGUAUCGUACUACCAUAUACUUUAAAGGACUUGUAUUGUCUGCUGCGUGACGAGCAGUCCAUAUUGUCCUCAAUCCGAUUUCGGUUUAACAUUUCACCGAAAAUGUUGUUUCUAUUACAUUUCUAGAACAAACAAGUUUAUCGCUCGUGUUCAGGUUAAGUUGUAAUGAGAGAGUGCUUCCCCUAUGGUUGGAAUAGCCAUGAACAACAAUGAGUGCGUCUAUAAUAAGCAUUCGCCUACAACGUGCGAGCAAGACAGCCCCUCGGAAGGGGAAAUUUUUGAUAGUGAUUUUGAUGACAAGGCUGAUAAUGUCGAGCAAGUCAACUUACAAAGCAGGAAAAACGAGAUCUGUAGCAAAUCGAGUAGGCCCAUCGAAAGCCACGUGUGGCGUCAAAUGGCUGAAGAUUGUGCUGCCAGUUCAUUGAUCGAUCAGUUAACUGUUGCGGAAGUGUCGCAAGCAGAAAAAACGCGCGGUAUCGAAACGUACAACUUUAAAGCAAAGUUUAACGAUUCUCGGCCUGAUCCAGAGCUACCGGAACUAGAGGAGAGUGAUGCGCUACGGCGAUUACGUAAAGAUAAUGUAGGGGUUUGGGCUCGCCUUGGUAAGCGGCGCCGCGAACCGGAAGCGAACCUUGAGGUCGAUAUCGAGUUGGCUCGCAUUGAACGCUCUAAGAUACUAGAGCAAGCAGACCCUGAACAGGUGCGCUUUACCAAAGAGCUUGCCGAACGCCUAAAGGAAUCUAAUAUUGUCCUUCUAGCUCAUGUCGUAGUUCUUCUAGGAAUUGAACAUUGCCGACGCUUGCUUCAGAUGACGGAAACCCUAGAAGAGUCAGGUGGAUUGAUGACGAGAGACGGGUCGCGGCGCAGGAGCGCAGGUGGGGUAUUUCUACAGCUGGUCAAAGAAGAUAAGUCGUUAAGUCGCCACAAAGACUUUAAGAGCUACACCGUAUUUUCUCUUAGGAAAACGAUUGGAAGUGUCAACCCUAUUGUCUGGCCUGCGAUUCAUCAGACGCUCCUCCCGAGCCAGAUUUUAUUUUCGCUAAUUCUGCUGACUGGAUAAUUAGGUUGCGGAAUACGCUUGGAUUUUUUUCUACUACUUAGGCUAUGUCUCAACAAUGAACCUGUCGGUUGCACUUCCUUCUAAUAAGGCCUGUUCGAGUAAAUCCAAGCGAUGGUCAGCGUCGAUGCGACUGGGGUCCACCUAUAUUACAGUCAGAUACUACACCGGUUUUUCAAUCCCAUACUCCCCCAUAAUGAUCUAGCUGAUUAUUCAUUAUUAUUAUGUUUCAGCUGAUCCCUCACGUAAACGGAUAGAGAAAGAUGACUAAGUAGAUCGAAUACUCAAACUCCUUAAAUCGGGUGUGCCGCUUAAGAGUGCCUUAUUAUAAUAGUGUCAUAGGGACACUUUCAGCUAGGACGCUGUUUCACAAAUUCGGUUACAUGCCUGGUUUUUUUACUGUGCGCCAUUCGUUCUACAGGAUGCACCGUUAUCGAUAACUGUUGAUAUGCUGUAUACAUACGUAAUAUUCAUGCAUGUGUAAAUAAUAUGCUUUACUUAAAUAUAUCGCUCACGUUAGUUGUCGAUCACAAUCUCAGUGGUUUGAUAAACUAUGGUGUCCUAGAAUACUCGCUUGGAUAUAUUGAUUAAAUAUACGAUCGAUUGUAUAUAUUCGUGCAAUCCGGCUUUAUGUUAAACGUCGUUUAAGACCCAAAAUAACUUUUUGCUUGAUUUCAUACCGAUCUUUUUUACGUGUCUGCGAAUGUUCGUACGUUUGUCUGAUCAAGUUCUCAUAACAAUCACUUUGUGUCCUUAUUACGCCCAUUACAAUGUGUCAACUCCAAAAAAAUAUUAACUCACGGUGCUAUACAGUUUUUCGUCAUGCUGGGGGUAUUUGUCCAACGAAUGUAGUUAAGUCGUGAGUACACACGAGUUAUAAUUUCAGGUAUUCCCACAAACAAGUUUUUACAUAUUUUGCAAGGCAAAAUUACUACAGCCAUGCAACAUUGCUAGACUCUUACAACUUUCUGUACUUAUUACUGGAUUUUUUUAAUUAACUAAAGUGUUAUAUGUAUCGUUAGGAUCGUUGGGACACUUAGAGUUUUGAGUGUAUAAGGUUUCCCUAUCUUAGAGAGCAGAGUCCGCGGCAUACCAGUACGUGGCUUAAUUCUCCCAGUUCACCUUUAUAUAUUCCAAUUUGCAUGAUUAUUCCAACGAUAACUGGUACGCUUCUGUUUAGAAUUAAUUUUUUUUUAUCUGGAAACUUAAAUUUGUGAAGUAUUUAGUUUCACUGGCUGCAAUGCCCCUUAAGUAUGCUUCUUGUUAGCUCGUUCUGGGCCCUAGUCCCGUUGACGCAAAACGAACACAGAAAUAAAGUCUUGGUUGCUCUAAAACAAAUGACUAAAUAGAUCUGCUCUUUUCAAUUCUAUAUAUAUUCUUUUUUAGGUAUUUCUAUACUAUUUCUGCUAUUUGUAUUAGAAGUAAAUACAAACGUACCACUUCUAGGCAACGGCCAAACACUUCUCAGGAAUCAAUGAAUAAUGCUAUUCAAAAAAUGCAUUAUCACUUUAUUUGAACGCUUUUGUCGUCAAUAAUUGACAAAACGUUGCAAAUCAGUCUAUCAUUUAUCGCAGUUGAUUCGUUAAUAAACAUAUAUAUUGUUGCUUACCACUUAACCUGUCUUCUAAAUGUGCAUCUUUUGGGCGGUUAUGAUUGUAUCCUUCGCAUCUAUAUCACAACUACGUUAUCUUUCUCUUCGACCUCAACAAAUCGACAAGAACAACAACUAACAUGAAAAAUUUCAACGAUAAACAAAUAUUGGUUGUUAUAAGGGUUACUUUGUGUAUAUGAUGUACAUAUGUAUACUGAUGUCUGUUAUCGGUGGGUAGUUCUUGUUAAUAUACUGUCCAAUACACAUUUUUCCUCGAUUGACAACAAAAAUGAAGUAUUCUAUCCACCUAGCUACAAAUUAGAAGAAUGAUAAAUGAACUAUAAGAUUACUCAUAGUUCAUCCGUUGUUUCGAUUAAACUCCUCGCUUGUAGGUGCGCAUUGAAUCAUCCAUAAAUACGCCUUUUCUACACGGAUAGAAAUCUAACUGCGUUAUCCUCAGUUCCAAGUUAUUACAUCAGAGCGUUAAAUAUUGUUAUAGAUCUACAUACCUGAUAUGGAACAUCGUCAUCUACGAACUUUGUAUACGAAAUAGAAAAUGAGAUAAAUUAGUUGGAUCGACCCUAAUGUCUUAAAACUCGUGUCUUUUAAAUAGUUUAAUUUUUAAACUUCUAACAGGAUUUAGUUCACUCGGUUCGAUCAGUAUUACCGUGAUUCUUAAAACAAUAUUUCGUUAGCGGAAGAACAUUUGUAUAAGGACAACAGCAAUAUCAUUCGUUCGCUUAUUUUUAGCAAGCUUCAUAUAGCCUUCUUUUUCCUUGUGUAAUUCUAAUUAUUCUAGAGUACUGCUUG